This is a messenger RNA of Dovyalis caffra, 384 nucleotides long. Lineage: Eukaryota; Viridiplantae; Streptophyta; Magnoliopsida; Malpighiales; Salicaceae. The record is from the annotation of a GenBank genome assembly.
AUGGCCAAAUGCGUUGUGAGGUUGGUGCCUAAGGGCCAACGCCCAGUUAAUAUCAAGAUAAGGUGCAUUUACAUUUUUGUGCCGGAGAAGUCAUUUUCUCACGGCUGCCCGCCAACGCAGGCUAUAAGGAAGCAUGGGAAUGGAGAGAUACCAUACUUCAAUCCCAGGGCAGAACACUCAAAGUCAAGAGAGCCGCCUUCCUGCGAUGAUGAUUUGGAAGGAAAAUUGCGGCAUAAUAAACCAGUUGUUCACAACCACAUUGAAAUCAGCAACUUAUCUAUCUCAAGUGUCCGAAAAAGAUUGUCACUUCAUAAGAUUACUCCAUGUCAAGGUAUUCACACACUGGGGGAUAAAAUUAUAGGACUGGAAGUUCACUCUACAUAA